Molecule: messenger RNA, 2550 nt
Organism: Helobdella robusta
Lineage: Eukaryota; Metazoa; Annelida; Clitellata; Rhynchobdellida; Glossiphoniidae
Exons: 9
Coding region: 1-2550 (849 amino acids)
Biological process (GO): protein sumoylation; regulation of transcription by RNA polymerase II
Molecular function (GO): SUMO ligase activity; zinc ion binding
Source: RefSeq, a predicted model, not a curated record
AUGGAAAAUAAGGAUGAUGAUGAAGACGACGAUGCUGACAAUAUGAUGACAUCCCCGUUUGCUGGCAACCCCACCCCACCCACGACGCCAGGGGCCUCGGGUGGGCCGCCCUUCUACCCCUCUCCUGACAUUGACAACAACCGCAUGAUGAGGUACAACGGCAACAGCAACAGGGAGAUAGAGCCGAGAUUGUGCUUUCCUAUAAGGGACGGUCAGAUCAUGGAACCCUUCAGACUGGAGCACAACCAUCAAGUCACGAGUCACAUGUUCAUCUUGAAGGAACACCCACAAUCAUCAUCAUCACCAUCUUCAACAUUUUCUCAUCCGGCUGAGCUGCCGAGAUGUUGCAACAAAGUGCUCGGCAGAAUGGCUCAACUUGUUGACUAUGCAAUAAAUCACAAUGGACCAGACCUUGAACUUCAACUGAAAUGCUACCACAACGAGGACCGUCUAAUGAUGACCAACUGGCCGACGACACUGAACAUCACCAUCAACUCUAUCCCCAUGGUCAUCGACCGAGGGGACGAGACGAACAGCUCCCACCAGCCACUCCUCCUUAAAAAUUUCUGCCAAGUGGAGACCAACAUGUUGCAGAUAGCUGUUUCAGCUUGCUGCUGUUCUCAUCUGUUUGUCGUUCAAAUCGUUCAUCGACCGACCUUGAGAUCAGUGCUACAGAACUUGCUGACGAAGAGGUUACUACCAUCUGAGCACGGAAUCACAAAGACCAAGCGAGCGUUCGUUGGCAAUGAGAACAUGACAAUAAAACUUGCACUCACCUGCCCCAUUACCAUGAAUCGCAUACAACUUCCAGCGCGCGGUCACGACUGCCACCACAUACAGUGUUUUGACCUAGAAAGUUAUUUGAAAAUCAAUAGUGACCACAAUUCUUGGGUCUGCCCUAUAUGCAACAACAACUUAGUCAACAGCAGCAAGAGUAACAACAUGUUGGCAGCUCCACCAGAUUACCUUGGCUGUCUUUCCCAAUUGAGUAACAGCAUUCUCUCUGAUGAUUCUAACAAGCCUAAUCUCAUAAACAACAGCAACAAUUCUAGUAAUACUAACAACAAUAACAAUAAUAAUAACAACAAUAAUAAUAAUGUAUCCACCAAUUCAUUAAACAACGGCUCACUGAAUGGCGUCUCGAUGAACAACAACAAUAACAUCAUCAACAACAACAACAACAAUAGCAUCAACAACAACAGCAACAACAACAUCAACAACAACAACUCAUCCGAUCAUCUUUCGUUCCCACCGACGCCAGCAAGCAGUCAGAUGAACACGGUUUGCACUCCACAGGACGGGCAGUCCUUCCACCCCCGCACUCCCACCGACCACUGCACCUCACACACCUCCCCCGAACAGUUUCAAUCCCCAUCCCAACUCAACAAUCCCGACAACCCACUUGCUUCCAGGACUCCCAUAGAUGUCAGUAGCAACAACAACAACGUCAACAAUAAUAUUAACAACAACAGCGCCAGUAACAGCCACGCUAAUAAUCUAAACAACAAUCACAACAACAACAGUAAUAACAACAAUUUAAACAACAUAAAUAAUAACAUUAUUACCUCAAGCAACAACAUCAACAACAAUAACAUCAACAACAACAACAAUAACUCAAACAACAACAUGAACGGCUUUGUGGAAUCUAGCAACAUCGGUUCAUCUCGUUCCAAGAAUAAACCUCAACUGAAAAACAGUUCAUCAUCGCUAUCCUCAAUAACACCAUCAAUGUCGUCAUCAUCGUCAUCAUCGUCGUUAUCAUCGUCAUCAUUAUCAUUGUCGUCAUCAUCUUCCGUUCCAAUGGCUACAGCAUCCUUCUUUUCAUCAUCGUCAUCGUCAUCAUCGUCUCCAAUUCCAUCGUCUAAAACAUCAACAUCGUACGUAGAUGGAUGUCUGACAUCACAAAAGUUGGGCUAUCCCACGGUUCACCCCUCUGUUCAUCCUCCUGUUCACCCCCCUGUACAACCUGUUCAGCCGACCAUCGCGACAGCCAUAGACACUCUUCCAGAAGAAAUUGACUUCUCGUUCGAUUUGAACUUCGACAACUUGGACACACAGGAAAAUCAUCUGAACGAUCACUUUGAACUGUCACCCACUUCAAACCUAAAUAAUAACAACAACAACAAUAAUAAUAAUAUUUUACUAAAUAACAACAGCAACAAUAAUAAUUUAUUAAAUAAUAACAACAAUAAUAAUUCACUAAAUAAUAAUAACAACAACAACAAUUUAUUAAACAACAACGUCAUCAUCAACAACAACAACAACAGUAAUAAUGGUAGCAACAUCCUCAAUAACAUGGUUGUUAACAACAGUAAUAAUAAUAAUAAUAACAAUAAUAAUAAUAAUAGUAAUAAUAAUAAUAAUAAUAAUAUGAGUAGUAAUAUGAAUAUUGACGAUAGUUGCAAUAAUCUUACAGCAAUGUGCAACAGUUCUCUGAUUCUUCCGGAUUCAUUUGAUGACGACUUAUCCCUCUACCUUGGACCCUCGGAUAGGACUUCCGACUCGAACUCCAUGUCCACUAACGACGACUUGCUACUAUUCUUGCAAUAA